AUGCGCGGCAGUGGCUUGAGUCUCGAGCGGUUCAUCAAGGGCAAGUCCCAGCGGACCAAGAGCGAUGCCAAGAGCAAGAAGAAGGUCAUCAUCCACAAGGCACAGCGUCAGCGCGAGUAUGCAAAGGUGAAGAAGCGCGAAGGCAGCGCGUUGGCUGGAGAUAGCGCGGCCGGCUCGUCGUUCUACGACAGGUUCUUUAGCGAGCUCCAGAGCGGUGGUGCGGACGGGGACGACGUAGAGGGAAAAGAGGUGGAGGAGGUGGAAGCUCCGCGCGUCGAUAGGCAGCAGCAGCAACAGGACCGAGACGCGAAGAAGCACACGGCAAGACCCGACCCUUUCUUCAAAGCCAAGAAGAAGGCGGCGAUCACAAAGACCGAGCAGCGCCACGCUCGCGAAGAGAAGCAGAAGCGGACAGCAGCUGCUGAGAAGAAGAUCGUGCAGCGCAAAAAGCGCCACGUGAAGCUGAGUCAGCGCACGGCAACGGGGCAACCUAUCGUGAAGAACCACAUCAACGACAUUUUGUCCCGGCUGCAAGCGGAGAAAAGAGGGGCAGCGAGCAGUAAGGCGGGGCAGGGAGAGUGA
Molecule: messenger RNA, 582 nt
Organism: Hyaloperonospora brassicae
Lineage: Eukaryota; Oomycota; Peronosporomycetes; Peronosporales; Peronosporaceae
Source: the annotation of a GenBank genome assembly